Molecule: messenger RNA, 2248 nt
Organism: Puntigrus tetrazona (Sumatra barb)
Lineage: Eukaryota; Metazoa; Chordata; Actinopteri; Cypriniformes; Cyprinidae
Product: ran-binding protein 3-like
Biological process (GO): protein export from nucleus
Cellular component (GO): nuclear pore; cytoplasm
Molecular function (GO): GTPase activator activity
Source: RefSeq, a predicted model, not a curated record
CGGAGGGAGCAUUGAAUCAGUGAGUUGAUCUCGCAGACUGAUUCAAUGAACGUGAGGUCGUUGGUGCUUUCUCUCUGAUGUUUGAAAACGGAAGAUCUUGACUUCGUCCUGCGGAGGAUAAGACGGCAGCAUGGCGGAUGAGAACGAGAAACCUGCUGUUGCUCCUCCGGUGUUUGUGUUUCAGAAAGCUAAAGCACAAAAGAGGUCAGCAGAAGGAUCCAGCACGGAGGAUGGAGAAGACUCUGAUACGGCAGAUGGAAAUUACAGCCCUGCAGCCAAAAGAGGAAGAACGUCUUCGUUUACGCAAUUUCCACCAACUCAUUCCGUUUCUAAGAAUAAUGUUUUCAUGCCAUCCAAUUUCUGCCAGUCACCAAACGAAAACUCUGACUCAGAACCUGAAGAGAAAACUGUGGGGUUUCGCCUGAAACCCCCGACUCUGAUCCAUGGCCAGGCUCCGAGCGCUGGUGUCCCCAGCCCGAAACCCAAAGAAGCCCAGCGCAGCAUCCUGCGACCUCCAGUGCUGCAGCCCCCUCCGACUCGAUCCCCCCCUCAGAACCACACGAGCAACAGCGGUUCAAACGGAGCAAAGAACCUCUCCGACGGAGGAGUCGAAUGUGAACGUCACUCCGAGGCUUCUGCUGCUUGCACUCGUGAUGAUGAUGAUGAUGAUGAUGAUGAUGAUGAUGAUGAUGUGUCGUCGAUAAGGAGCAACAGCACUUUUGGCCACAAAACGGAAGACAAAACUGAAGGCGCCCCGAUUGAGAGCAGUUUUGUGUUUGGGCAGAAUAUGAGGGACAGAGCAAAGGUGGAAAACAGCGGCGUCUCCUCCAAAAGUGGCGAUUCAGAGGAAACAAAUUACUUUUUGCAGUAUAUCACUUCUAGUGCGCAAAAACCUGACAGCAGCAAUGCCAACAGCGUGAAGUUUGUCUUUGGGCAGAACAUGUUGGAUCGCGUCUUGGCAAUGCCAAAACUCAGCACUGAACCUCCAGGGGGCAGCAAAGAGCCUCAGUCAGAGAUGGGCCUGUUCGGCCAGAUUUCCUCCUCGCAUGAUCAAACCGUGGAGAAGAGUGACAACACGAAAGAGUCCCUGGAGGAGUCUGCGGCGCGACACGAAGCACACAAACCACAGAAGUGUUUAUUAGAGCGAGUGGAGGUCAGGACGGGAGAAGAGUCUGAGAGCAAUGUUCUGCAGAUGCAGUGCAAGCUGUUUGUGUUUGAGAUGACGUCUCAGUCGUGGGUGGAGAGAGGAUGUGGAGUGCUCCGGCUCAAUGACAUGGCGUCCGCUGAUGACGGCACCUUACAGUCCAGACUGGUCAUGCGGACUCAGGGAAGUCUUCGAGUGAUCCUCAACACCAAGCUUUGGCCUCAGAUGCAAGUGGAUAAAGCCAGUGAGAAGAGUCUCAGAAUAACAGCCAUGGACACGGAGGAGCAGGGCGUCAAAGUCUUCCUCAUAUCUUCCAGCUCUAAGGACACGGCGCAGCUCUUCGCAGCCCUGCACCAUCGUAUCCUGGCGCUGCGGAGCAUCAGCGGACAGGAGUCUGACGAGCAGCCGGUCAUCCGCUUCAGCGACGACGACGAGUCCCGCACGCCCCCCGCAGCAGCCAGGCCUGCUCCAGGUAAUCCAGAGGCAGGUGCGUGCCCAUCCACAGGUGACGCACAGUGCUGAGCCUGCUGCUGGUAUCUAUCCCACAAUGCCUCACUGCAGCCCUUUGAUCCGCUCAAGUACUAUGCAGGUGUUUUUUUCUCCAAACUCCUUCAGGUGAACUGUAGUCGCGUGUUCAGCCGGUUUUAUUUAUUGCAUUUUAACAGCAAAAAAAAAAGCACAUCUUCAGGCCUGGACACGUAACACCCUUAAUGUCAUCAUAUUGAUGAAAACGAGAGGCUAUUAGUGUUUUAGUAAACCGAUUUUUUCCAUUCUGAACGUGAGAUUGAAUUACUCCAUCCAGUGCACACAGAGUUCACGGAAACCAUCGCAGUUCUGCUCAGUCCGUCGCUUUCUAACUUUAGAUCUCAGAACGACUUCAGAUGAAUCCUGGGAUGCGUAAGCGGCGUUUUAAUUUAGUCCUGGUGCUGUAGAACAGUACAACAUCAAAAGAGACCCGUCCACGCCGCCUCUCUUUUAUCAAUUUUUAUAAACAUUUCAGAAUCGCAAGCUUUCAUACUGCAGCUUUGAGUGGACCUCAUUUAUUAUAUUAUUCAUAUUAUACCGCGUUGGUUUAGUCUCUUUAUUUAAAGGAAAAUUUCGCCU